AUGGGUAAAAGAGCUCAAAUAAAAAAACAAAUAACAAAACUUGAUAUGUUUGGAUAAAAAAUAGGACUUCUUUAUAAAGAGAAACCCUAACAUUUGACCUUUUUUGGAGGUUUUAUUAGUUUGCUCAAUGCAGGAUUAUUUAUUUUUGUUGCUUAUUCAUAUGGAGCAGAAUUAUUUUUAAAGUAAAAUCCUGUCACAAAUUUUUCAGAAGAAAGCUUAAGGUAGCCAGAAUAAUACAUUAUGACUCAUUAAACUUUUAGUAUGGCAUUUGGUAUGUAAGAUCCAAAUACUUUUGAUUAAUUUAUAGAUGAAUCUAUCUACAGUAUUAAAGUAAUAGCCUCAUAAAUGAUCAAAGUAUAUAAUUAAACUACAGGUUAGUACGAUUAGGUUUGGAGCGAAGAAGAUCUAGGACCAUAUCCUUGUAAAUUAUCUGAUUUUUAGGUAGAAGGAAGCUUAGAAUACUUUUAGUAAUUAUCAGGAUUAGAUUAAAUGUAUUGCUUUGAUCAAUCUGAUGGUAAAGCAAGCAUCGCUGGAGACUUUGAAGCAGACUUUUUUUAAGUCCUUGACUUUUCUGUAUACUAAUGCUAAAAUAAAACUGAUGAAGAAGCAGCUUAACUUAUAAAAAAUGGAUAAAAGGUAGUUGUAUGCAAGAGUUAAGAAGAUAUAGAUAGUGUUCUUAUGAAUGGAUACUUCGCUGCAUACUAUACAGACAAAGUUAUCAACCCUAAAUUGAGAGAUAAUCCAUUUACUACUUUUCCUAGAGAUAUCUUUUGGCCUACUUCUAACAAACUUGUGAAAGAACUUACCAUGUAUUGGCGCAAUGUUUACAUUGAAAGUGAUAUGGGUAUUAUUAAUGAAGAUAUCUAAAUUCUCAGAGAUGUCACAUUUUCUUACUCAACUGAGUAACUCACUUAUGGUUAGAAUAACAAAUUUGUGCAUAUGAUAGUAAGAUUUGAGAAAGCAAAGCAAUCAAGGUAUUUCAGAUCUUAUAUGAAAAUAUAAGAUGUUUUAGCUCAAAUCUCAGGUGUUAUGAGUCUAUUUAUGGUUAUUUCAGCAUUUAUCUGUUCAAAGAUAAGUAAAUUAGACUUAAGUCAAAGCCUAGUAAAUGAAGUAUUUUCAUUCUAGAGUUUAGAAGAUGAAAUUUAAGAAUAAAAUAUUAUGAAAGAAUAAAAAAAUGAGAAAACAUAAAAAUUAGUUAAAAAAUUCACAAACAGAUUAGUUGAACUCAAGAAAAAUCGAGAGAAAUAAUAAUUAUCUCCUAUUAGCAACUAAAAUAAGGAGUAAUUGAGUUUUUCACAACACAUAAGAAGUUUUGACUAGCAAACUCCAUCAGAAAACAACUCUUAAAAUAGGAAAAAGGAGCAUAGCGAAAUUAUUUCUCAGUUUAUUAAAAACUACAAGAGGGAGAUUUCUUUAAAGCCUUAAGAAAAAGAAGAAAAAAUGGAAGAAAAUCUUAUUUCGAAACUUUUUAAAGCUACUCAUCAAGUGAUUCACCUGUAUUACUUUGAUUAUUUUUUGUAUUAUAUAUUUCCCUGCUUUAAAACUAUCUCUAGAAAGAAAAAGUAAAUUGAAUAUAGUUAGAAGAUUCUCGAUAAGCAUUUAGAUGUAAUGUAUCUUAUAACCAAAUUAUUGGAAAUAGAUAAGCUCAAAAUGCUAUUACUAUCAGAAGAUCAAAUAAAAUUAUUUAAUUAUCUCCCUAAACCUACUAUUAGAGAAAGUGAGGUCUUCAAAUAGGAGUAAAAAUGUUAAAAAGUAGGUGGAAAGGAUAACUAAGAAAACCAACCCUAAUAAGAUAUAGAUUAAGCAAACUAAAACAAAAAAUAUCUCUAGAUUGAAAAAUUUAAUUUGUUGUAUAUGGAUGAUAGGACAGAAAUUUAAAAGGCAGCUGAUGCCUAUUCUGCUUUUAAUUCUUUGAAAAAGCAUUAACAAAGAACUGAAAUAGAUACUAAAUUAUUAAUGAUGCUAGAUCCGAAAAUAUUGGAUUGCUUCCUUGAUGAAAAUGAGAUUAAAUAGUAUCACAAUACUCUUAAUACCUAAUUAAGUGAAAGUUAGUAGCUAAAGCAAUAACCUUCUUCUCCUCUUUCAAAGUUUUCAUCUAUCAUUUAAAACUUAAGGGUAAAAUAAUUGAGCUAAUUUUCUCCUAACAAAGAAGACAAUGAUUAAUCUUUAUUUAAUAAAAAUGACGAAAAUUACAUACUCAAUUUUUAGAGUUCUCCUGUAUCGAGCCAAAUUAAUUAAGAAGGAUAAUUAGAAGAUGUAAUCAUAGAAAGCACAAACAAUAAUUUGCUAUAAAGUUUUAAUAAUAAAGCUUUUUAGUAAUAAAAUAAAGACUUUAAUUAGAAAGGAGAUAAAAACAACUAUUUACCUUAAUAUAAUUUAAAUUAUUAGUUUAAAGAAGAUAAACUUGAGGUUCCUUCAAAAAAAAAUUGUACUGAUUAUAAAGAAAUAGAUUUAGAAAUAAUUUCUGACAUAAAGAUACCUUUAGAAGAAUAAAAUCCAAUUUAAUAAAAUUCAUUCAUUCCAGAUAGUAAGCAGAUAAGAGUUAAAAAGUUUACUACUACUAAAUCAUAAUAACAAGAUAAGUGA
Tetrahymena thermophila SB210 is the source of this 2586-nucleotide messenger RNA. Its product is annotated as ATPase, histidine kinase-, DNA gyrase B, putative. The record is from RefSeq and is a predicted model, not a curated record. Gene Ontology annotation, cellular component: nucleus. The transcript has 4 exons. Gene Ontology annotation, biological process: reciprocal meiotic recombination. NCBI's taxonomy places the organism in Eukaryota, Ciliophora, Oligohymenophorea, Hymenostomatida, Tetrahymenidae. Gene Ontology annotation, molecular function: double-stranded DNA binding.